This is a messenger RNA of Strongyloides ratti, 987 nucleotides long. Its product is annotated as Survival motor neuron domain-containing protein. The record is from RefSeq and is a predicted model, not a curated record. Lineage: Eukaryota; Metazoa; Nematoda; Chromadorea; Rhabditida; Strongyloididae. The transcript has a single exon. The coding region runs from base 1 to 987 and encodes 328 amino acids.
AUGUGGAGUGAAUGUGAAAAAAAAUUUUGGCAACAAAUUGUUGAUGAGAAAAAUUAUGAUGCAAACUACCUUAAUUCUGUUUUUUCUUUCGUUACUUCUGAUAUUUUAGAUUUAUCAUUAGAUACCAUUAGUGAAAUACCACUCAGGGAUAACACAAAGAUUUAUUCUGAAAUAGUUGACAAUGAUAAUACAAAGAAUGAUUUAGUAAACCUAACAAUAGAUUUAAAUAAUUUUCAAAUUGGUAGUAAAGUUUUGGCAUUAUAUGAAGAAGACAAUGAGUAUUAUGUAGCUAGUGUCGUAUCAAUUAAUCUCUUAAAAAAGACUGUUAAUGUUGUAUAUGAGGGUUUUGAGGAGGAGGGAGAGUAUGAAGUAUUAAUUUCAGAUAUUGAUAUUUACAAUAAAGAUGUAGAAGCAUCGUUUUCUGAUAAAAUAUUUGAUAAUGAAAUGCGAAAUUUAAUUAUGACGGAAGAAAUUAAAUUUCCACUUGAAAAUGAUUCAAAAGUUUUUGCAGAAUAUAAUGUCGAUGGAAUGUAUUAUCUUGGAUCUGUUAUUAAUUUCGAUAAAAAAAAGUCAUCAUAUGAAAUUAUUUUUUCUGGAUUUCAAGAGGAAGGAAUUUUUGAAGUAGAAAGUAGUAGAGUAUUAAAAUGUUCUAGUAACUGUUAUAGUAUUGCAGAUGACACGAUAUUUAUGACACCAUUUAAAUUUCCUGAAUUAUGUGAAGAUAAGGAAGAAUUAAUUGAUAGUUAUCUAUUAAGUAAACAUCAUAGUGAAGCUUUGUACAAAGUGUUACAAGAAGUAAUAACAAACUGUAAUAUAGAUGGUUUAAAAGACAAUAUACCUGAGUUUAUAAAAAAAUACAUUGAUGAUGAUUUAAUUACAUUUGAUAAAUUACUAUCAAUAUAUGUUUUUACUGAAUUUUUAGCAAUGUGUUUUCAAAAGUCGUAUUACGAUAUAAAAAAUCAAAAUGUAAAUUUACUUGAAGUGUAA